Molecule: messenger RNA, 1379 nt
Organism: Durotheca rogersii
Lineage: Eukaryota; Fungi; Ascomycota; Sordariomycetes; Xylariales; Xylariaceae
Product: NAD(P)-binding protein
Exons: 3
Coding region: 314-1282 (322 amino acids)
Source: RefSeq, a predicted model, not a curated record
CAUCCUAGGAGCCGCAGGCGCUCAGGAGAUCGGCUCACUCUAUCGGCAGUCUCCCUGUAGUUUCAGGUAUUCAAGUGACACCAGCCUUCCCAUCGAUUCUCGACCACUCAGAGCGCAAACCCCAGGGGUUGACUCACCCAGCGAACUCGGUUCUAAUAGAUUGAAGUAUUCUCCCUUGUAGCCGUUGCCACUGCGAGACUUUGAACACCAUACUGGUGGAUUUAAGCAAUUCUUUUUGGCCCAGCGUGACCCCGUCGUCACCGUCCUCAGUCUUAAGAUUUAACCACCCGUCAACUCGCGGACCGUCUCGACCAUGGGCAGGAGAACAACGACUUCGAUGAUGCGAAUCGCAAUCGCAGGCGCAGGGGGCUUUGCCUCCAUCUUAGCCCGAGAGCUCUCGCAGAGCGCCUACGCCAUGCUUGUACUAUCGAGAAGGGAACACCCGGAACUUGAAGCCGAGUGUGACUGCCAAGUGGUCGUGGUCGACUACCAAAACCUUGAAAACCUUCGGUUCACUCUCCAGGGCGUCGACCUCGUGAUAUCAACGAUUUCCGGUGCAGAGCAACUCAACCUGAUCGAUGCUGCCCGGCGAGCUCGCGUACGCUGCUUCGUGCCUUCGGAAUUCGAAGGUCCAAUCGACCGUAGACCGGCGGCAGGGAGUGAUCCAUUCGAUAACGGCUCCUUGGCGGCCCUACAACAGCUUCGACACUGGUCCCAAUCAAGGCAGCAUCCGAUGAAGUACACCGUUUUCACAUGCGGCGUCUUCUACGAACGGUUCGCCCCCGGCGGUCUGAAAUCAUACGGCAUGGGCUCCCGCAUUCGAAUCCGUGACCAAGGAGAUUACCUGGUGAACAUAGAAAGCGCGAUGGCUGAGAUCCCAGAGGCGAACUCCCAGGGCCGCCCAGUGCACGUGGCGAUGACUUCUGCGUUCGACGUAGCGCGAUUCGUCGCCGCCGCUCUCGAACUGGGGAUCGAUACGUGGCCACGAGAGUUUAAAAUGCGCGGUGCCCGCUUGACGACUCAGGCAAUUCAGGAAAUGUGCAGCGAGGUUAGAGGAGUCCCCUUCAGCGUAACUACGAGGCCGUACGACGAAAUCCUUCAAUGGCUCCGCUACUACGAGCAGAAUCGGGACGAAGCCAACUUAAUCUCGAUGCAACACCUUCUACAGACCGCCGACGGCCGCUACAGUUUCAGAGAAACGAACCUGAACGAGUUGGUAGAUGUUCAACCUGUGAGCUUUCGACAGUGGCUAUACAGUGUUUGGGCCCCGGGGACGUUGUGAUUCUGCUAUUCUUUGCAGCCUUACCGGGACCCGUGUGUACACAUUGGUUAUUGUCUGCGCAUCGGCGACGGCGAUCCACGUCUGUGGACUACGCAUC